Molecule: messenger RNA, 1340 nt
Organism: Acanthopagrus latus (yellowfin seabream)
Lineage: Eukaryota; Metazoa; Chordata; Actinopteri; Spariformes; Sparidae
Gene: myl2b
Product: myosin, light chain 2b, regulatory, cardiac, slow
Exons: 7
Coding region: 582-1031 (149 amino acids)
Biological process (GO): muscle cell fate specification; cardiac muscle contraction; heart development
Cellular component (GO): myofibril; cytoplasm
Molecular function (GO): calcium ion binding
Source: RefSeq, a predicted model, not a curated record
CGCAUCCCAUGAUUGCACGAAUCCUCUUAAAACAAACAAAAAAUAAAGAAAGAAAGAAAUAACUUGAAGCUGAGCGCCAGAGGUCCCGUCCACCAGAUUCACAAGUGCUCCGGGGGCUAAUCCACAACAAGGGUUAGACAGCAGCUGUCGAGAGGCUCGUGGAUCCGGGCAACAUGAUGUCAUCGCGCCGCAUCCCCUCGCGCUCUUUUUCACAGUUCCUUGGCAGUCAUGUAAAUAGCUCGACAUAAUCCUUGUCUCCGAGGGAUUUCUGAUCAAACAGGGCUCAGUGUACCAUCCUGUCAUCACCCGGGCCCUAUAGAAUAAUCCCUCAUGUGAUCCGGGGACUGUGGGGGAGUGCGGGCAGCGGACCACACCCUCCCCAGGCUUAGUCUGCAUUCUCACAAAACUGGAGGCUUGAGUAAAUAUUUCCAUAACAAACUGACAGUGUUUGUAAUCCCUCCUAAUGAAAUGCAUGCCCCGGUGUAAACCUCGCCUGUUGUGCAAUUAAUGCCCCCCAACACUCGGCCCCCAAGAAAGCCAAGAAGAGGGCUGGAGACGGAGCCAGCUCCAACGUGUUCUCCAUGUUCGAACAGGCCCAGAUCCAGGAGUUCAAAGAAGCUUUUACCAUAAUGGAUCAAAACAGAGACGGUUUCAUUGACAAGAACGACCUGAGAGACACUUUUGCAGCUUUGGGACGUUUAAAUGUCAAGCAAGAAGAGAUUGAUGACAUGCUGAAGGAGGCACCAGGGCCGAUAAAUUUCACCGUCUUCCUCACCAUGUUCGGAGAGAAACUAAAGGGCGCUGAUCCGGAGGAGACCAUCCUGAACGCUUUCAAAGUCUUUGACCCGGAGGGGACAGGAGCGUUAAAGAAAGACUUUAUUACAGAGAUGUUGACGACCCAGGCCGACAGGUUCUCCGCUGAAGAGAUGGAACAGAUGUUUGUGGCAUUCCCGCCAGACGUAGCGGGAAAUCUGGACUACAAGAACCUGGUCCACAUCAUCACACACGGUGAAGAGAAAGACCAGGAGUAGACUCAUUGUUCCUGAAGGAGCCCGCUGGACUAAACCACCAACCACAAGAUCGUGUUUGUGCCGAGAUGCCCGAUCAGACGGACUGACGCAGAAAUAUCAAGCUAAAAUAAAUAAAUCACCUUUCCGCUUUUAUAACUGAAUGAUUAAGUUUAAGGUUAAUGCCUCAUAUUUCACACCGUGUUCAUGUAAUCUCUGUGUUUUGGUGAAACUAAAAACUGUAUGUGUCCACAGAAAGUGUUUAAAAAUGAUAUUAAAUGCUGUGAGAUGUGUUUUAGCUGAAUGAAUAAAGGACGGGAUGGUUGAUGUUUC